UUGAUCGCCACUUUCGCCAUGGUUUCUCAGGACCAUGCUUGGCGCUCGAGGCAGUUUUCAAGAUCGCUAUGAGAAGAUCAAGCUUCUGGGAGAAGGGGCCUUCGGCGCUGCGUAUCUGGUUCGACCGAAGGAUGAGCGACACCUCCAAGUGGCGAAGGAAAUUCGCAUUUCCCAUCUCACAGACAAGCAGCGCGAGGGAGCCAUCGCUGAGUCGGAGGUUCUGAGAAUGUUGAAACAUCCGAACAUUAUCGCCUACAUCAACUCCUUUUUGGAGGGCCCAAGGAUGUACAUCAUCAUGGAGUACGCCAAUGGUGGUGAUUUGGGCAUCAAGAUCAAGGAACGGAAGGACACCAACGCUCAGUUCGAGGAAUGGGAGAUCAUGCGGAUCUUCGUUCAGCUGGUCCUUGCCUUGACACACAUCCACGCUCGCAAGGUGUUGCACCGCGACUUGAAGCCGCUGAACGUCUUCCUCACUCUGCAGG
Molecule: messenger RNA, 482 nt
Organism: Cladocopium goreaui
Lineage: Eukaryota; Dinophyceae; Suessiales; Symbiodiniaceae
Source: the annotation of a GenBank genome assembly